GCUGAGUCUCCUGGGAGGGGAAAGGGUGGUGAGAGGGGCAGCCUGCAAGUAUGUGCAGGCCCCUUUGCAGCUGCUAAUGGACCCAGACCUCAUCCUGAAGGACAGGCAUGAAGCUGGGAGGGCCACCGCGGGUUUGCCCUGUGGCCACACAGCAGGGGCCAGUAGGCAGCCCCCGGGAGCUGAGAACAGCUCCUGCUGGCCCUCGGUCCUACAAGCACCAGGACAUGACUUCUGCUAGCAAUCGCAUGAGGUGGAAAGCAAUCCUUCCCCAGUCCAGCCCCCAGAUGAGAACACAGCGGCCGACCUGAGCUGAGGACCCAGCUAAGCCUGGCCUUCUGGCCCACAGAAGCCUUGAGAUAACAGGCGGACGUCGUUUUAGGACACCCAGUUUGCGGGUGGGCAGCGUGUAGAGAAGUGAGUCAUUCCAGUCUCUGCCAGUUGGCACCUGCCAGCCUGAGUUGAAUCGACAGGACCAUUAUGGAGAAUGUUCCCUGAGCACAGUAUGUGACCAGGAUCUGAAGAUAAAAAAGACAUGAUCCUCACCUUCAGGAGCCCCUGCCACCACCAAGAGGAUGGUGGCCCUUGGCCUCCUGGUGCAGAGCAUCAGUCCCGCCCUGGGAGUGUGGAGAGAUGUGUGGGAAGCAAGCCGUUCUUGAGGAAGUGGGGCCAACAGAGAAGUCAGCAGCCCCUUAGCCCUCACGCUUCCAAGGAACAGAGCGAUGGAGAAGCCUGCAGGCAGAAAAAAGAAGACGCCGGCCCUGAGGGAAGAAGCAGAUGUGCAGAAGGGCGUACUCCGAGAGGAGAAGGCGUCCGGGGACAGAAAGCCACCCGAGGGGCCCACGGUGCCCAGGAAACCCCGCACCGAGCCCCGCCUGAGUCCUCAAGACGAAGAGCACAUCUUUGAUGCCUUCGAUGCUUCAUUUAAAGAUGACUUUGAGGGGGUUCCCGUGUUCAUUCCUUUUCAGAGGAGGAAACCCUAUGAGUGCAGUGAGUGUGGGCGGAUGUUUCAGCACAAGACAGACCACAUUCGCCAUCAGAGGACUCACACGGGAGAGAAGCCCUUCCCGUGUGUGCAGUGCGGGAAGGCCUUCCGGCACAGCUCCGACGUCACCAAACACCAGAGGACUCACACGGGAGAGAAGCCCUUCAAAUGCGGGGAGUGCGGGAAAGCCUUUAACUGUGGCUCCAAUCUCCUGAAACAUCAGAAGACGCACACCGGGGAGAAGCCCUACGAGUGCACGGACUGUGGGAAAGCCUUUGCCUACAGCUCCUGUCUCAUCCGCCAUCGGAAACGCCACCCUCGGAAGAAGCCCUGAGCUGGGGCCGUCUGUGGACUCAGGCCCUACAGUGC
Piliocolobus tephrosceles (Ugandan red Colobus) is the source of this 1351-nucleotide messenger RNA. RefSeq names its product ZFP41 zinc finger protein (gene ZFP41). Gene Ontology annotation, cellular component: nucleus. The record is from RefSeq and is a predicted model, not a curated record. Gene Ontology annotation, molecular function: RNA polymerase II cis-regulatory region sequence-specific DNA binding; DNA-binding transcription activator activity, RNA polymerase II-specific. Gene Ontology annotation, biological process: regulation of transcription by RNA polymerase II. The transcript is spliced from 4 exons. Bases 720 to 1316 code for a protein of 198 amino acids. Lineage: Eukaryota; Metazoa; Chordata; Mammalia; Primates; Cercopithecidae.